AUGGAGAACAACCCAAUUGAUCCUGCGUCUCACGCUCAAGCCUGCAACCAACAGCUCCACGAGCCUCAAGCUUCGAUUCAACAAGCCGACAACCCUGAUCAGGCCUAUCUCCAUGGGGACUUUGAUCAGGGCAGCCCACAACAAUACCAGGGACUCCAAGGUGACCACUCUCAAUGCCACCAGCAAUACACCCUCCUCCCCACUGAUACUGCGGGACCAAACUCCGGAGCUGAACUCUACGGUCAGCCAGCCGGCGGUGAUCAGACCUAUCUCCAUGGGGCCUCCGUUCAUGACUACCUUCCAUACUACCAGGGGCUCCAAGGUGGCCACUCUCAUGGACAUCAUCCGCAAACCUUCCACCCCGCUCAGUAUGUAGUCCCAAGCUCUUCUGCUACAACGCAGGUUCAAUCUACUGCGGUCCAGAAUAUCACCCCCGCCUUCCAAAAGCGCGUGGAAGGCCUCCUAAAACACAAGAACCGUGGCUACCAGGCACACAUCCGCACCGCAGAAGAGAUGGUUCAGUACGAGCGUGCUAUUGCUAGCGCAAAGGGAAGCACCAACGAGGACAAGUCGCCGGCGGAGGACGACAAGUCCACUGGAUACCCCGACACCGAAGCGGGACGACUGGAGAUCGUCCGUCGCCUUUACGAGGCCUUCUUCACCCUCGACGGGGAGCAGGAUCAGGUGUCGGAGGCCCUCCCCAACCGCGACGACUGCCUGGCAUACAAGGCUGUGAAGGCUACGGCGCCUAUCGAGGCAGAGGUCUUGUGCUUCAAUCUCAUGGAAGCCAUGUUGCUCGUGCAGAGGGGAGAUCACACGGGUCCCAAGGUCGUCCAGGAGGACGACUAUACCAGCAAGGUGGACAAGGUUGUAGAAGUCCUCAAGUACAACAAGGCUAUCUGCCGCACCCUCAAGACGGCCGGCAUGGCCCUCAGGAUCGCCUCUGACCCCGUCGGGGAGCGUACCGCGAAGGUGAAGUUCCAAAGGAAUAAUAACAACAAGAGGGCUGUCUUGAAGAGGGACUCAACCGCGCGUGGCAGGUCGAAGGCCGCACACGGCAGCGGUCUUGGUAGGCCCAGGGGCAAGGGCAGGAAGAGGCAGGCUGAGGAGGACGACGAGGAGGAGGACGACUUCGAGCUCGAGCAAGAGGACGAGGACGACGAGCAGCAGCAGCAGCAGCACCAACCUGCCGCGGAGAACUCCGAGGAGCCCCCGGCUAAGCGCCGCUGCAUUGGUGAGGGCCCUUCCAUGGGCCUGGUCACGCAGAAUGCCGGUCAAAACAUGCAGUACGAUCCUGCGCUUCCCGCCAACAACCCGGGCUUCUACGACGCUGGUUACGACUGUUACCAGCAGGGCCUUCCGGUACCUCGGCCUCUCAACCAGCCUGCUCCUAACUUGGGGGACCCCAACGCUGCUUACAACUCUUACCAGCGGGGCCUGCAGCCCCCUGCACCCUUCGACCAGCCUGCUCCUCACGUCAGCGACCCCAACGAGCAGUGGUUCGACUUUGAUGCCGGUGAGGCUUCGGAGCAACAGCCUGAGUACUGA
Diaporthe batatas is the source of this 1548-nucleotide messenger RNA. RefSeq lists its product as uncharacterized. The transcript is spliced from 2 exons. The record is from RefSeq and is a predicted model, not a curated record. Bases 1 to 1548 code for a protein of 515 amino acids. NCBI's taxonomy places the organism in Eukaryota, Fungi, Ascomycota, Sordariomycetes, Diaporthales, Diaporthaceae.